AUGCGAAAGGCCAUCAUUAAUGGUGAUUUUCGGGGUUUCAAGAUUAAUGAAGAGGAGAAUGUGAACAUGUUACAAUUUGCGGAUGACAUGGUUACUUUAGCGGAAGGAGAUACGACAAACUUGUGGAGCAUGAAGGUCAUUCUUAGAGGCUUCGAGAUGAUGUCGGGUUUACGGGUAAACUUCAACAAAAGCAACAUUUAUGGUGUUAACGUGUGCGAUGGUUAUCUAGACGCGACAUCUACUUUUUUAGCUUGCAAAGUAGACAGGCCUCCUUUUAAAUUCCUCGGUGUUAAAGUGGGAGAUAGUCCAAGGAAGCUCUCAAUGUGGAAGGAUUUCAUUGUGAUGUUGAACGAAGGUUGGCCUUUUGGAAGGGAAGCUCCUUACAAGAUUAUAAAGGAAAUUCGAGCAAUCCAAUCUAAUUUUCUUUGGAAUGGGAGCGAGUUAAAAAGGCAUAUUCAUUGGGUUAGUUGGGAUUUCGUGUGUAAAACACGGGAAGAAGGAGGCUUGGGUGUUAAGAACGUGGAAAUUAUGAAUGUGGCGUUGCUAAGUAAAUGGGAUGUUUCUUGCAAGGUCGGCAAUGGUACUGCAAUUCCGUUUCGGUACGAGUUGUUUGUCAAAGCGAAAAAUGAUUCCAUUACGGUUGUUGAUUCUGGUACUGUCACACAUGCUGGCUGGUUGUGGAAUCCUGCGGAUUCCUUCUUUGACAGCAGCAACAGUACUGAGCACCUGUGGCAUGAGCUUCUGGACUCGAUUCAGCAUGUUGUUCAUUUGGAGAAUGUUCCGGACGAAUUUAGUUGGAGCAGUACCGUUGAGGGUGUUUUCACGGUUAAUUCCUGUUACAGGAGAUUUAAAGCUAAGCUCAGCGGUCCACCUCUUAAUCCUUGUUUAGUGAAGGCGGCUGCGUUUCUUUGGAAGGUAAAAGCUCUCCCAAAUUUUUUUUUCUUUGGGUGGAGGAUUUUUCAUAAUAGAGUAGCUACUAAGGAACCAAAAAAAAAAAAGAGGGGCAUUAUGUUGGAUGAUGGUGAUUAUCAAUGUGCGUUUUGUUCUUUGGAAGAGGAAUGCUUACAACAUCUUCUAGGGGGCUGCAUCAUUGUUUCUAACAUGUGGAGGAAGGUCUUCAAGAGGAUCGGUCCGUUAGACAACUUAUCCUUGGAGGAGUUUGAGGGUUUUAUUUGGAUCCUAGAGAAGAUGAAGUCUAAAGCUAAGAGGAUGAUUGUAGCGAUCAUUUGA
Molecule: messenger RNA, 1230 nt
Organism: Vicia villosa (hairy vetch)
Lineage: Eukaryota; Viridiplantae; Streptophyta; Magnoliopsida; Fabales; Fabaceae
Exons: 4
Coding region: 1-1230 (409 amino acids)
Source: RefSeq, a predicted model, not a curated record